Messenger RNA from Aspergillus oryzae RIB40, 624 nucleotides. RefSeq lists its product as uncharacterized. Lineage: Eukaryota; Fungi; Ascomycota; Eurotiomycetes; Eurotiales; Aspergillaceae. The record is from RefSeq and is a predicted model, not a curated record. The coding region runs from base 1 to 624 and encodes 207 amino acids. The transcript is spliced from 2 exons.
AUGUCUCGGAAGAGAAAGACGGGUCUAAAAGACGUCUGUCAGAUCCUUGAGGAUGUGCGGAAGAUCAGGAUCGAACAUGUCGAGAGUAUGUUCAUGAGAAGCGCACCCUGCAGCAAGUAUACAGAAAAUGCAAUAUCUGACAGGCUUAUCGAAGGAACCUCGUCAUUAGGCAGCAAUCUCUUACAGAACCUUAAGAUUGCACAGGAUACCCUUCGUGAUUACGGCCAUUUCCGAGAGGCCGACGCCCUGACAGAUGUCCUUAUUAACUGUGCACAACUCCCCGAACUGGGUGGGUUAGGUCUGACGGAACAUACCGACCUUACCGAGGAACAAGAUUCGGAGGCUCUAUUUCUGGUUUCGGCAUGGUGGGAAGCGUUGAAUUCAGCAGACCGGGCCAAGGCAUUUCCCACCCCGCUGCGUACCCGUCCUGAAGGACGAAGGGGCAUGACCCUGAGUGAGAAGAUCUUCUCAUUGCACGACAUUGAUCAGCGGGGGUCGGUAGCCCCAGGCGACUUGAUACGAGUCGAUGUAGAUUGGGUCAUUGCAUCGGAGGCUUCUUGGGCAGACAUUCUAGGGCAUGGAGUCAACGUACAACCGCCUUUGGAAACCAGGAAUAUUCCGUAA